This is a messenger RNA of Corythoichthys intestinalis (scribbled pipefish), 2044 nucleotides long. RefSeq names its product LanC antibiotic synthetase component C-like 1 (bacterial) (gene lancl1). Lineage: Eukaryota; Metazoa; Chordata; Actinopteri; Syngnathiformes; Syngnathidae. The coding region runs from base 326 to 1549 and encodes 407 amino acids. The transcript is spliced from 10 exons. Gene Ontology annotation, cellular component: plasma membrane. The record is from RefSeq and is a predicted model, not a curated record. Gene Ontology annotation, biological process: carbohydrate metabolic process; peptide modification.
CCACAAUGCACCAAUCUACUCUGGUUCCUAGAUGGAGGAAGAUUGGACGUAAACAUUAGCGGUCCUGCAGUCGUUUUAUUGGAAACAUUGAAAUAAUUACUUACUACUACUGUUACUUAAAAUUAUUACUUCAAACUAAAUUAUUGUGCAUGCCAUUUUAUUAGCCUUAGGAAGUGCUUUGACCUCUUUAGCUAUUACGUGGGUGGGUGUUUCUAAACGCUAUAGUUAGCCUAGCAGAUUCACCGCUUUGCUGUUUUUACAACAGUCCCUUCACAUUUGAAGCUUUGCGUUUGUGUAUUUAAAUUUGAAGCAGGCCGAAAGACAGAUGGACACAAGAACCUUCAAGAAUCCCUACCCGGACUAUGACGCCGGCAGCCCUGAGAUUACACAGUCGUUUUUUGACUCUCAUGGCAAGCUGACACCUGCGUUUGCUCAGCGACUGAGCAACAAGAUCGAAGAGCUGUUGGCUGUCAUGGAGAAAGGGCUCAAGUCUGCCAACCCAAAAGAUUGUACCACUUACACUGGCUGGGCAGGCAUUGCAUUACUCUACUUGCACAUCCACCGCAUAUUCAAGCAACCGGCAUUUCUCCAGAAGGCUCUAGAAUACGUCGGCCUUAGUCUGAAAUGCCUGACACGGCGCCAUGAUGUCACAUUUCUGUGUGGUGACACCGGACCACUGGCUGUGGCUGCUGUGGUGUACCAUCAGUUGCAAUUGCCCGGGGAGGCCGACGAGUGCAUCAGAAGACUGCUGACUUAUCACGAGACAGUUGUGAAAGGUUCUGGUGGGAUGCCAGACGAGUUGCUCUAUGGUCGGGUGGGUUACCUCUAUUCUCUCAUCUUCAUCAACCAGCAUCUCGGCACAGACAGAAUUCCAUUACAGCACAUCCAGCAGGUCAGUGAGGCCAUUUUAGCAUCAGGCGAACACCACAGUAGGAAGUUGCACAUCCAGAAUCAGAGCCCCCUGAUGUAUGAGUGGUACAAUGAGCAAUAUGUUGGUGCGGCCCACGGAUUGGCUGGCAUUUACUACUUUCUCAUGCAGUCUGGGUUUGUUGCGUCAGAGGACAAGGUUCGCAAGUUAGUCAAACCCAGCAUUGACUACGUUCGCCACAUUAAGUUCCCCUCAGGGAACUACCCUCCCUGUGUCGGAGAUGGUCGUGACCUGCUGGUGCAUUGGUGCCAUGGCUCUCCGGGCGUCAUCUACACGCUCCUGCAGGCAUACAAGGUGUUUGGUGAUUCUCAGUACAUAGAGGAUGCGCUUCAGUGUGGUGAGGUUGUGUGGCGCUGGGGUUUGCUAAAGAAAGGUUACGGGCUGUGUCAUGGCGCAGCAGGAAACGCUUAUGCUUUCCUGGCUCUAUACCGGCAAACACAGAACCUCAAGCACCUUUACAGAGCGUGCAUGUUUGCAGACUGGUGCAUGAACUACGGCUCACACGGCUGCAGAACACCAGACACUCCCUUCUCACUCUUUGAAGGCAUGGCAGGCACCAUCUACUUUUUGGCUGACCUCCUGCAGCCCACACAAGCACGUUUCCCAGCCUUCGAGGUGUGAUUUGCCUAACCGUGCAUCCCCUUCACCUCAAACCCACAGGUCUUUUUUUUUUUUUCUUUCUUUCUUUCUUUGCUUUUGCUAUUUGGAUGUUGAGGAUGGUUCCGGGCUUCCGGCUCUAGCAACUGAAGUGACGUGAAUGAGAAAACAUAUUUGUUUGGCUGCUUCCUCGUCAUCGCUGAAAUCUGUCGCCGAAAGAUCAACUCAGGCGUCUUCUCUGCAGCGUGAAAAUUCAACAUCUUGAGGGCACGGGCUAUCUGGUCAAACUGGCGACAUUGGUCGCGCCUGACACGUGUCGGAUGCGAGCCCGUCUGUCGCCCUUCCACGCGUGAUUACAUUGACUUUGUCUGGGAACCCAUCGCGCAACGAGAAAAAAAACGCGGCAAGUCCGAACGCAGCAUAAUUCUUGUCCUUUAUUAUUUACACGGCUGAGAGUUUGUCUUCUGACAAUUCUGAUGUUAUCUAUUUGGCAUUUUUCUGUCAUGAAUUGAUCCUUUG